GACAGAUGCAGUAGGUCUCCUCUCAAAGGCUGUUUCUUCUCCCAGUUCAUCCACGCUUGUUGACUCUUGCCGGAGAAGAUCUACAUAGCAGGAAAAACUUUCAGGUAUAUGGAAGUAAAAGAAGGAACCCAAACCUGAUUAUGGAUUUUAAAAAAAGAUUCCUCAAUACACAAAGGAAGAAAUAAACUGGUAGAAAACCCUCAGGAACAAUGUCUUUUUGCCACAAUAUAAUUAAUAUUUCCUGUGUGAAAAGCAGCAGGUCGAAUGAUGUCCGUGCUUCCCUGUAUAGUUUAAUGGUGCUCAUAAUUCUGACCACACUCAUUGGCAAUCUGAUAGUCAUUAUAUCCAUAUCACACUUCAAGCAACUUCAUACCCCAACUAAUUGGCUCAUUCAUUCCAUGGCCACCGUGGACUUUCUGCUGGGGUGCCUGGUCAUGCCCUAUAGCAUGGUCAGAUCUGUUGAGCAUGGCUGGUACUUUGGAGAAGUCUUCUGUAAAAUUCACACCAGCACUGACAUUAUGCUGAGCUCAGCCUCCAUUUUCCACUUGUCCUUCAUUUCCAUUGACCGCUACUAUGCUGUGUGUGAUCCAUUGAGAUACAAAGCCAAAAUCAAUAUCUUGGUUAUCUUUGCAAUGAUCUUCAUCAGUUGGAGUGUUCCUGCUCUUUUCGCAUUUGGAAUGAUUUUUCUGGAGCUAAACUUCAAAGGAGCUGAAGAGAUGUAUUAUAAAUACAUUCACUGCAUAGGGGGUUGCUCCGUCUUCUUUAGCAAAACAUCUGGGGUACUGGCCUUUAUGACUUCUUUCUAUAUACCUGGAUCUAUUAUGUUGUGUGUCUAUUCCAGAAUAUAUUUCAUAGCUCAGAGACAGGCAAAAUCAAUUCAUGAUGCAAAUCAGAAGUUUCAAAUUGGAUUGGAAGAAAAAAAGGGAAUGUUACAAAGCAAAGAAAGGAAAGCUGCAAAGACUUUAGGGAUUGUGAUGGGAGUUUUCCUAAUAUGCUGGUGUCCUUUCUUUGUCUGCAUGGUCACGGAUCCUUUCCUGGACUAUAGCAUUCCACCCACAUUGAAUGAUGCAUUGAUUUGGUUUGGAUACUUGAACUCUAUGUUCAAUCCAAUGGUUUAUGCUUUUUUCUAUCCUUGGUUCAGAAAAGCACUGAAGUUGAUUCUAUUUGGUAAAAUUUUCCAAAAAGAUUCGUGUAGGUAUAAACUAUUUUUAGAAUCACAUCCAUAGAAUUAUUAUAUUUACUGCUUACUGUUUUGCAAAACAAGUGGCGAUCAUAUUUAUGACCACAACAUAAUCAACCACAUGGACCAAUUGCAGGGUUUUUAUCAAUUAUUUGAACCAAAGAACAUAUAAUAAGAUAGAAUUCUUACAUUUUGCUUCCUGUUUGAGAUUCAAUAUGUAAUCUUUGCCAUUCUUACUAUCCACACUGAAGCUUUGCGAGUCUAGAAUUAGAGGCUCUACAUGAAAGAAUUUUCCAGGCCUUGCAUGAACUGCCAUGAAAUUGCCAGAAAUACCUUACUCAUCUGUUCAGGGAAUGCAUUUGGGAAUGCAAAUUAGAAUGGAUUUGUCAUUCAUUUUCUUGACUAUAAAUGCCUUUUUGUAAAAUCAAAGAAAGUACACAUUAAAUGUUAUUGAAUAAUUGUUUAUACAUGAUUUGCCAUUUUUCAUGAAUCCUUAUUAAUAUAUAUUCCAAUUUUUAAAUAUCUUAA
Molecule: messenger RNA, 1708 nt
Organism: Mustela erminea (ermine)
Lineage: Eukaryota; Metazoa; Chordata; Mammalia; Carnivora; Mustelidae
Gene: TAAR1
Product: trace amine associated receptor 1
Exons: 3
Coding region: 210-1226 (338 amino acids)
Biological process (GO): G protein-coupled receptor signaling pathway
Cellular component (GO): membrane
Molecular function (GO): trace-amine receptor activity
Source: RefSeq, a predicted model, not a curated record